AUGAAAAUCCACUUGGUCUUGUUUUGUUUACUGAACUGGUGCUCCGGAACCGCUCUAAUCGUAACUACCGGCACUGGUCAGUGCCCGGAUGGGAUCUUUUGCCGCGUCGGGUACAUCUGUCUUCAACAGAAUGGCAGGUAAGCGCAUUUCAGAAAAGACCUCGCUACAGCUAUGUUCUCAAGCAAUAUGUGUGUUCCUGAGCUCAACACUGAAAGUGCGAUGUUCGCCAGAGAGGACGCUGUUAUUGCGAAAGGUAAUUCUUAUGUGUUUGAUAGCAAAAAUGUGUACAACGGAUCGCAAAGGUUCAAAAAAUAUUCGUUAUAAAAACGUUCCGGUGUGUGGAGGUUUAGUCCACGCUUGAUUGUUUGGAGCUGUGAAAUUGUUCGUUGUAGAGAGGUUUCUUUUUGUGAAUGUUUGUUGUAGAGAGGUUCAACUGUACAUCCCGGCCUUUGAGUGUAUACAGUGACAAUUGUGAACGAGCAACUCCGCACUUCGAAAGCUCUCUACAACAAACUUUUUCAUAGAUUUUAAAGUUUUAAUUCUAUGUCAAAGGAGAGUCUCCGUAUAACGAAGCCUUUCCUCGAAAAAAAGCUUUUAGUACCUUACAAUUCAUUCUACUCAGGCCGUAAACCCUCUUUUUUCCAUUUUCAGGCAGCCGUGUUACGACAGUAACAAGUGGGACAAAUAUAUGCCCUAUCAGCCGGAAGCGAUGUGACCUCUUUUACGUUUGUUUUGAAACAGGCGACAGGUAUUUUUCACUCCUAUCCAAGAUAUCUUACAGUGACUAUUUAGCCACAUUUGUGUGAAGAAAAGCCAGGUUGUGCCGGACGAGUGGACGCAAAGGAUCAAUCAAAUCCCCAACUUCAAAGGAAACUCGGCUGAACCACAGAGGAGACACACUGUUUGUACACUUGUUGGCAUCGUAUUCCUUCUAAUUUCCCAAUUUCUUGGCGCGAUGUGA
This is a messenger RNA of Bursaphelenchus xylophilus (pine wood nematode), 961 nucleotides long. NCBI's taxonomy places the organism in Eukaryota, Metazoa, Nematoda, Chromadorea, Rhabditida, Aphelenchoididae. The record is from the annotation of a GenBank genome assembly.